CGAAAAGUUAAAGCUGAGUACGACGCGGAGUCAGUCUUGUCGGAACUCGGCAGCGCCCGACCACAGCAAGUUGAUAGGGACUGGUAAAAGUCAAUUACCACUGCUCGUUGAAUUCUUACGUCCUACUAUCACCAUCUAUCAUUAAUUCGCCCAGCAAUGUCUAAUCCAGUCACCUCUAUCUCUACUCAGGCGUCGGAGACCAUCGAGUCGGUAUCAUCACCUGGUGUCGUGCAGGAUAGCCUCCGCGAUGCAAACGUCAAGGUACCUACGCAAGCGGAAUUGUCCACCGUAGAGUCAAAGUUGGCCACCGCGCGCUCGAAGAAAGACACUGGCGAUGCUGCGUUCAAAGUUGGAGAUGUCAAGAGUGCAUUGCGAUCAUACCAUGAGACGCUUCUGUAUCUUCACGGCAUCGAUAAAAACGCCCUUAAAUCACUUGGAAUGGCUGCUCCAUCGUAUCCGUCAUCGACAUCAGCAGUAGACCAGGCUGCCGGUGCAAAGGACGUGACGACUGAGGCAGAUAUAAUACUGGAGAAAGUAUACGCAAAUAUGUCCGCCUGCCAUAUCAAACAAGAGAACUGGAAGCGGGCGGUGGACACCGCUGACAAGGCUCUCAGCAAAAACCCUGCCAAUUCUAAAGCACUUUUUCGAAAAGCAAAGGCUCUUGGAGAGCUUGGGUUUUUCGAGAAAGCGGAGACGGCUCUCAACGAGAUCAAGAAGGUCUCUCCCAACGAGGCACCAAUGGCUGAUGCAGAACUUGCGCGUCAGAAAAUAAUGGAUCGUGAACGGCAAAAGGCCCAUGAUCAGAAAAUGAGAGGCUGGCUUUCACGAGAGAAGAAGCAGGCUGUGAGCGAGUAAAUGGUCUGGAGCGAGGAGACGUACAUCUAAAGCUGACGAUACCACGUGCAUAUUGUAUUUUUUGAGUCAACCAUGGUUUGUUACAGGAUAAUCUCUUCGACGUUGGGUCAAUUAGACUGAAGUCUAUAAUGUACUUGGACUAUAUGUGGCAGGUAGCAAAGUUAAAAUAAAAUAAAUCGAGGAGGGAGGCGAAUAUAACGC
Suillus clintonianus is the source of this 1056-nucleotide messenger RNA. RefSeq lists its product as uncharacterized. The record is from RefSeq and is a predicted model, not a curated record. The transcript is spliced from 8 exons. Lineage: Eukaryota; Fungi; Basidiomycota; Agaricomycetes; Boletales; Suillaceae. The coding region runs from base 157 to 855 and encodes 232 amino acids. Gene Ontology annotation, molecular function: protein binding.